CACGUAUCGAUUCCGAUUACCUCCCCCUUUUUCUUUUACGACCCCUACGCCUCAGAAAAGUUGGAAUAUUUUCGGCCAAUUGCUAUCAAAAAUGGCUCCCGCAUCAUUGGAAAGAGAAGAUCACCAGCGCGAUGCGGACUUCAACGUUGCCAUGCACGGCAAGUCCUCGCAAGCCCGUGGCGGUAUGGCCGCCAUGCGCGCCAAAGAUUCCGCGGCGCAAAAGGCUGCCGUUGACGAGUACUUCAAGCACUGGGAUAACAAGGAGGCGGAGACGGAGACUGAGGAGAUCCGUGCUGCUCGUCGCGCUGAAUAUGCUACCCUGACCAGACACUACUACAACCUGGCGACUGAUCUCUACGAGAACGGAUGGGGUGGUUCCUUCCACUUCUGCCGUUUCGCGUACGGCGAGCCCUUCCAUCAGGCCAUUGCCCGCCAUGAGCACUACCUCGCCCACCAGAUUGGAAUCAAGGAGGGCAUGAAGGUGCUAGAUGUCGGCUGUGGCGUUGGCGGCCCCGCCCGCGAGAUUGUCAAGUUCACCGGUGCCAGUGUUGUCGGUCUGAACAACAACGACUACCAGAUCCAGCGUGCCACGUCGUAUGCUGCUCGCGAUGGUCUGACCGACAAGCUGAGCUUUGUCAAGGGUGACUUUAUGCAGAUGAAGUUCCCCGACAACUCCUUUGAUGCCGUCUACGCUAUCGAGGCCACCGUCCAUGCCCCCGAGCUGGAGGGCGUCUACCGGGAAAUCUUCCGUGUUUUGAAGCCCGGUGGUAUCUUUGGUGUCUAUGAGUGGCUCAUGACUGAUGAGUAUGACAAUGACAAUGCGGACCACCGCAGGGUGCGUCUGGGCAUCGAGCAGGGUGAUGGAAUUUCCAACAUGGUGAAAAUUUCCGAAGGUCUGCAGGCCAUCCGCGGCGCGGGAUUCGAGCUUCUUCACCACGAGGAUCUUGCUGAUCGCAACGACACCGUCCCCUGGUACUACCCUCUGGCCGGUUCCUUCAAGCACAUGCAGUCUCCCUGGGAUUUCUUUACCAUCGCUCGCAUGACAUGGUGGGGCCGUGGCCUCGUCCACAAGUUCGUCGGCGCCAUGGAGACCCUCCGACUCUUUCCUCACGGCACCCAGAAGACGGCUGACAGCUUGGCUCUGGCUGCCGACUGUCUCGUUGAGGGAGGUGAGAAGCAUCUCUUCACCCCGAUGUACCUCAUGGUUGGGCGUAAGCCGGAGUAAUCUUCCAUGGGGUGGGAUGUUGUUUUCUCCUUUUUCCUCCUUUUUUUUUCGCCGGUCUUGUUAUUUUCGCUUCAUUUUUCUUAUGUAAUACAGAUUUUCCUUUGUUGCCUCCUUUUUUUCCUUUGUCAUCCUGCAUGCCAUGUCGGCGUGAUGUAUGUUUCGACUGUAUUUUUUUAUUUGGCCAUCAUGUCUUUGCUCCUCGGAGCAUCUCAAACGAGUCACUGGAGAAAUAUGGAGCUGAUGAUAUUGACUUUUCUUCGACUGCUACAUCUUAACCAUGAUAGAUAUUUUAAUUGA
Molecule: messenger RNA, 1522 nt
Organism: Penicilliopsis zonata CBS 506.65
Lineage: Eukaryota; Fungi; Ascomycota; Eurotiomycetes; Eurotiales; Aspergillaceae
Exons: 4
Coding region: 92-1225 (377 amino acids)
Biological process (GO): ergosterol biosynthetic process
Cellular component (GO): endoplasmic reticulum
Molecular function (GO): sterol 24-C-methyltransferase activity
Source: RefSeq, a predicted model, not a curated record